GACUCCGGUUCUUGGGCUUUGGGGAAGCACCCGGCGUCGCACCUCCUAACUGCAGGCAGGAUGGAUGGGAAGCUGGGGACCCCGGAGCGCUGAGGCCUCCGGAAAGCCAGCCAGGCCCUGGGAGAAGCAGCGUGGAGAUUCAGGACUGGCGAGAAAAGUCGGUUCCGCCCCUGACACUUGUGGUUUCAGGCACUGUGAUCAUUUCUCAAUCUCUGAAGAGAGAUUCUUUAACCUGGGCAGUGAAAAAUAAUGAACUUUUGGAGGAAUUGCUUUUUGGCUUUCACUGUGCUCAGCGUGGUUAUUUUUGUGAUAUUUUACAACAGCCACUUAGGGCUGCCAAAAUUUUACCAGAGGCUGAACAGUUCCGGUGAAAGGGUCCCCAGACUUGACGCCUGCGACUACGCCUUAGAGAAGAAGCCGGCCUUUGUGUGGGGAAAGGCGUCUGUGUCACCUCUGGGCAGAGUCCCCUGCGAGGACUACGUGGUCCAGAACCACUACAUCACCAGGCCACUGUCAGAAGAAGAGGCCGCCUUCCCUCUGGCCUACGUCAUGGUCAUCCAUAAGGAUUUCGGCACUUUCGAAAGGCUCUUUCGGGCCGUCUACAUGCCCCACAACGUCUACUGCGUGCACGUGGAUGCCAAGUCCUCAGUCGAGUUUAAAAGCUCAGUGCAGCGGUUGCUGAGCUGCUUCUCCAACGCCUUCCUGGCUUCCAAGAUGGAACCUGUGGUCUAUGCAGGGUUUUCCAGGCUCCAGGCCGACCUGAACUGCCUGAGAGACCUGGUGGCCUCCCAGGUCCCCUGGAAGUACGUCAUCAACACCUGCGGGCAAGAUUUCCCCCUGAAGACCAACAGGGAGAUCGUGCAGUACCUGAAAGGGUUCCGAGGGAAGAAUCUGACCCCGGGGGUGCUGCCCCCCGCCCACGCCAUCGGGCGGACUAAAUACGUCCACAGAGAAUACACAGGAAAAGGUGGCUCCAUUGUGAAAAAUACUAAUAUCCUGAAAACCUCACCUCCACAUCAGCUGACCAUCUACUUUGGCACAGCAUAUGUGGCCCUUACCAGGGAGUUUGCCAACUUUGUCUUGGAUGACCAAAGGGCCACUGAUCUGCUGCAGUGGUCCAGAGACACCUAUAGCCCCGAUGAACAUUUCUGGGUGACACUGAAUAGGAUUCCCGGUGUCCCUGGCUCCAUGCCCAAUGCAUCCUGGACUGGAAACCUUCGAGCCAUAAAGUGGCUUGACAUGGAAGAUAAACACGGAGGCUGCCACGGCCAUUAUGUACACGACAUCUGUAUCUAUGGAAACGGAGACUUAAAGUGGCUGAUCAAUUCACCCAGCCUGUUUGCUAACAAGUUUGAGCUCAAUACUUACCCCCUAACUGUGGAGUGUCUGGAGCUGAGGCUCCGGGAGAGAACCCUGAACCAGAGCGAAACUGCCAUCCAGCCCAGCUGGUACUUUUGAUCUAGGGAGACUGCAGUCGGGAGGAAGGGCCGGCUUGGAGGGAGGUUUCAAGACCAUGGUGAUGGCUUCAGGAUCUGGUGACAUAAUUAGACUCAAAAUACCCACUGGAAACUGUGAAGGGAGCGGAUACCAACAGGAUAGCUGCGUAGUGUGAUCCUGGCACUUUGGCCCAUUUCUGAUGCCCACCUCUGUGUUAGGCUGUUGUGCUGAUCAGUGAGGAGGGGAAAUGUCACCAGGUCAUCGCACACAAUGUUCCUCAUAGAAAGAGACCUGAGAGAAGGGCAGAUGACCCUGUGUGGGAAAGUAAGGCUUGAGUUCCUCUGGGUCAGGAGCCUUUGAGGACACAGCAGGGGCCAAUUUCCCUCCCACAGGGCAGAUGUGGUUCCCAAGUCCAGCACUCACACAGCCCAUGGCUGGGAAGCUGUGUGUGCAGGGGAAACUACUGAGAUGGGAGGUGCUGCCUGCUGCUACGAGGAAAGGACCCUAGUGAUGCAAAACUGUUCUCUACCGAAUUUGACAGAGCUGUGAUUCUCUUCCGCACUUUCCAUCGAGAAAGCUGAGAGAAAUCCCCACAAGGAUGAAGGUGUCCUGCCAGCCUGCAGAGCCUCCCCCGCCCCCCACAUGCAUCAGGGUGAUCAGAUUGUGACAUCAGGCAGAGGAGAUGAUGGGUUAUUACCUGUUGAGAGCUAAAUCAGAUUAUUCAGAAGGGAGCGGCAGGGACAAGUCAGGCUCCUCCAGCCUGCUGCAUUCUAGCUGUUCCGCUGGCUUCCUCUUCCUCGUUUCAUUCAAACCUUGGGACAGUCUCCCAGGGCUCUCAUGAUCAUCCCCAUUUUGCCGAUGCAGCCACUGAGGCGGGGAGAGAUUAACCUGCGUCAGGGUACUAAUUCUCUGCCCUAGAAUUGGGAUUCUCUCGCUGGUCUUCUCAGUUCAUUUCCUGAGGUGGAGUGUGAGAGAAGGUGAAAUAAAGCCAUAUUUAAUAUACCAGUGAAGGUAGAUCUUUAAGAAUGGUCUCAGUGUUAAAAUCGAGAAAAAGCCCCAUCACCUCAGAAAAAUGUGAAGUCUACCUUAGUACUCCUCUAGUCCCAAGUUCCUAUUUAUUUAUUCUAAGGAAAAGCACAUAGCAUAAUGGAUGAUACAUUCAAUUAACACAAUUUUAUUUUUUCUAUAAUUGUACCUGUUGAAUGUUAAUCAUAUCUAAAGGGAAUGACUUUGAUAAGAAAUGUUUUUUCCUGCUAUGGAAGAAAGUGGAAUGGGCUAGGGUAGGGAAGGGUUGAAGGGCAAGAGAAUGCACCCCAGGUUAGGGGUGGAGUCUAACAGUUGUCUCUUCAACUAACUGAAUGGAAAAGAAGUUUUUUACACUGGCUCUUUCUUCUGUAGCUUGCAAAAUUUUUCUGGAGCAGAAGAUGUUUACAUGUCUGUCGGUCAUCUCUGUGUGUCUUAAAUCCUUGCCCUGAAACUACUGUAUCCAUCUUUGUUUUUAGUGAUGUUGUGUUCCCCCUCUCCUUGGAAAUAAAUUAAUAUGUUGUUU
Molecule: messenger RNA, 2986 nt
Organism: Fukomys damarensis (Damara mole-rat)
Lineage: Eukaryota; Metazoa; Chordata; Mammalia; Rodentia; Bathyergidae
Gene: Gcnt2
Product: glucosaminyl (N-acetyl) transferase 2 (I blood group)
Exons: 3
Coding region: 250-1458 (402 amino acids)
Biological process (GO): transforming growth factor beta receptor signaling pathway
Cellular component (GO): membrane
Molecular function (GO): acetylglucosaminyltransferase activity
Source: RefSeq, a predicted model, not a curated record